CACUCGGCGGGUUUUGGUGGGGAACCAUGGCCUGAAAGAAGCACGCCGAGAACGAGAUGGGAGACGACGAGACUGUGAAGAAGGAGGCGCUGCAGAUAAUUGGACUUUUCCAGAAUCUUCCCCGUCUUGUCGUCUUCGAUCUCGAUUACACACUUUGGCCUUUCUAUUGCGAGUGCUAUUAUGAAGAUGACACCCCUUACCUUUAUCCACAAGCAAGAGGAAUAUUGUAUGCACUUAAGGAGAAGGGGAUAGAUGUGGCAAUUGCUUCUAGAUCUCCGACUUCUCAUAUAGCUAAAACAUUUCUUGACAAGCUGGGCAUGCAGUCUAUGUUUGUGGCGCAGGAAAUUUUCUCUAGUUGGACUCAUAAAACAGAUCAUUUUCAGAGAAUUCAUAGAAAAACUGGGGUUCCUCACAGCUCAAUGCUAUUCUUUGAUGACGAGGAUCGGAACAUUGGAGCAGUUUCCAAAAUGGGUGUGACAAGCAUUCUGGUCGGCAAUGGAGUAAACCUUGCAGCCUUGAGGAACGGAUUGUCACAGUUUUCUCGAAACUCAGGCUCAUCAAGCAGUAGCUAAUGAAAUGAAUGUUGCGUCAAGAGCUUGUGUUGUUCUAGAUAUAAAAUUAGGUUUAUCAGUGGGGAGAUUCUGGUUGGAGCAAUGUUGACUAUGGUAAACUUGUAAUAAUUGAACCUGAUUCAUUUGUAAGCAUUUUCCAACAUACAAAUAUGCCUUGUUGCUUAUAGGGAGAUGGACAAUGUUGCAAUUAAUAUGGUAAAAUAAUUAACAAUGCUGGCUACAAGUUUCUUCGCAAA
This is a messenger RNA of Prosopis cineraria, 808 nucleotides long. RefSeq lists its product as uncharacterized. Bases 57 to 572 code for a protein of 171 amino acids. Gene Ontology annotation, molecular function: acid phosphatase activity. The record is from RefSeq and is a predicted model, not a curated record. NCBI's taxonomy places the organism in Eukaryota, Viridiplantae, Streptophyta, Magnoliopsida, Fabales, Fabaceae. The transcript has 4 exons.